Molecule: messenger RNA, 7355 nt
Organism: Oncorhynchus gorbuscha (pink salmon)
Lineage: Eukaryota; Metazoa; Chordata; Actinopteri; Salmoniformes; Salmonidae
Product: myosin light chain kinase, smooth muscle-like
Exons: 34
Coding region: 310-5895 (1861 amino acids)
Biological process (GO): protein phosphorylation
Molecular function (GO): protein kinase activity; protein binding; ATP binding
Source: RefSeq, a predicted model, not a curated record
AAUCCCGCAAGAUCUUACUAAAGUAGACGGCGAUACAUCCGACGGAUGAGUGACCCAUCUGUCUUUGAAAGCGCAAUACAUUUUCUCUGCUGAAUUGUUCUAGGAGAAGUUUAUCUCAUCAGAGUGAAAAGUUAGAGCAGAGGAGCAGCGCUUCAUAUUGGCGAGACGCUAUUUUGGCAACGUGCUGUUUUGGAGAAAGGAGGGACGCUCACAAACCCAGCCCCAGGGGUAGCCAGUGGUGAUUCCUCCGACGAGCAAGCAUCAGGAUUCCUAAACAGAGGCAGGCCUUGGUCCUCCACUGCCCCUCCUAUGGCAAAGGCAGCCCAACACAGAGUACAAAAUAUGGGGGAUGUGCAGCUUGUGACUACAACGAGGAUCUCCAAGACCAGCUUGACAUUAGGCCGCGGUUCUCCAAGUCCGGAGUCUCCAACCUUCACUCUCCCACCCCGCAAUGCCCGGGUCUGCCCAGGAGAGACCGCACGCCUUGAUGGGAAGGUGAGAGGACACCCUGAGCCCCAGGUCAUGUGGUCCAGGAAUGGGAAAGCGGUGAUAGCUGGAGAUCGCUUCGCCAUGGAACAAAGUAGCCGUGGAACCUUCAGCCUGGUGGUCCACGGUAUCCAGGAGGAGGAUGCGGGACGUUACACGUGUGAGGCAGUCAACGAUGCCGGAAGUCGCCAGGUCACAGUGGAGAUCACUGUAGAAGGGAACACGGGGAAGAAAUACAGCCUCCCCCCCUCCAGUAGAACAGGCGGGCGGUUUGGAGUUCCAGCGGUGGAGAGCAGGCCCAGUAUUUGGGGGGAGAGCCCCCCCAAGUUUGUGACAAAACCCUCACGUAUUUUUGUCAGAAUGGGACAGACUGGCAAAUUCUCGGCCAAAAUCACAGGACGUCCACAGCCCCUGGUUACCUGGCUCAAAGGAGAUGAGGAGCUCCAUGCUUCUCCCCACUUCAACAUGUUUGAGAAGUCCGGAAUCCACUUCCUGGAGAUCCGAGACGUGUGUGUAGACGAUGCAGGAAUGUACACCUGCUCUGUAGCCAACAGUGCUGGGAAGGCCACGGCUACAGCGGAGUUGAUCGUUCAGGGUUCAGGCAGUGACUCGGGCAUCCUAAGUCCCUCGGCUCUGGUAGCACCUGUCCCAAAGACAACUGACUCACCUGAAGUCAAGCCCACAAGUAAUGGCCUGCUCGCAGACCAACGAUCCCCUGCCAAAACAGGAGAUGGGACGGAGACCAGGCUCACCACUCUCACCAGGGAGACCAAAGACAGCACAGAGAUCAAAACUCCAGCGUGGAAGACCAGCGCAGCAUCUCCCAAGACCACCGUCGUGACUUCUCACAAGCCUCCUGUGGACCUGCCAGACAAAUCCCCUAGAAAGCCUGGUGUCUCUCCCCCAGAGACUGCCAGCUCCACAACCCUGCAGCACCACCUGGGAGGCCAGGGCGCUGCAAGGACCAGCCCUCACCCCCAAAGCAGAGCCCCUGAGAGUGAUACAAGAGAUCUGUUGAAACCCCCCCCAAAGGGAGUCCCAGAGCCGUCUCCAGAGCCCACCAGAGAGACCAGAAGGCAGACCAGAGAGAGCCGGUCAGAGAGGGCAGCAGUGACUGCAAGAGCUCAACCCAAAUUUGACUCUGUACCUCAGAGCCAGGAUGCUACGGAGGGGACCCCAGUCACAUUCAAAUGCCAAGUCUCAGGUUCUCCUGUGCCUGGCCUGAGCUGGGUUAAAGAAGGCCUCCCUUUGAGACCCAGAGCAGGGCUGACCUUCCAGCAAGAUGGCAAUACACACAUCAUCACUCUGACCAACGUCCAGAAGAGGGACAGUGGAACUUAUGGAUGCACCAUGACCACCAGCACUGGGAAGGUUUCUUCUACUUGGAUCCUCGGUGUCAAGAAACCACGGCAGGAGGGCAAGCCCCCGGCAUUCAGCACAGUCCUGAAGGGAUGUUCAGUGAGUGAGGGCCAGGACUUCCUUCUGCAGUGCUCAGUGGAUGGAAAGCCUCGACCUGACCUCUCCUGGCUCCUAAACGACAAGCCCAUGCCGUACGCCCGCUCUUCCUUUGAGAAUGGCCUGGCCCAACUCGCAGUCCAGGGCGCCGUGCCAGAGGACGAGGGCCUGUAUACUUGUGUUGCUGAGAACAUCCAUGGGAGAGCCGUGUGCACUGCCAAAGUCAUCAUCAAAGCUAAGAAAAGUGCCAAGAGGACGGACCCUCCAAAUGCAGUCGACACCAAGAAGCCAUCGGCCCCUGUAUUUCUCAGAGGUCUGAAGGAUCUAAAAGUCAUGGACGGUAGCCAAGUCAUCAUGAAUGUGGAGGUGAUGGGGAAUCCUCAUCCAGAGAUUGUGUGGCUCCACAAUGGGAAGGAGAUCCAGGAGUCUGAGGACUUCCACUUUGAGCGGAAGGGGAACCAAUGCAGUCUGUUCAUCCAGGAAGUCUUCCCUGAGGACACUGGGAAGUACACCUGUGAGGCGUGGAACAAAGUAGGGGAGGUUCGCACAGAGGUCUCACUCACUGUACAAGAGCCCCAGGACGGAGUCCAGCCCUGGUUCAUCACAAAGCUCAAGCCCACCACCGCCUACCUGGGCCACAAUGUCCUGCUGUCCUGUGCCAUCGCUGGGGACCCCUUCCCUCAGUGGAGCUGGAUGAAGCAGGGCCAGGUGGUGACCGCUGACCUGGACUAUGAGAUACUGCAGAAGGAGGAUGUGGUGUCCCUGCUCAUUAGACGAGUCCGGUCCCACCACGCCGGGGACUACGAGAUCAGCCUGAGGAACAAAGUGGGUGACUGCAGUUGUGUUGCCACUCUGGUGGUCAGUGAUGGUGCAGUGGUGUCCAGUGGAGAGCACCAAACCCCUGAGCCUUGUCAGCGUGUGGGAGGAGUGGACGGGACAGUGCGAGGCAGAGCACCACCAAGCAGCAGCUCCAUUCCGCAGCAGGGGUCAGAAGAGCCAAGCACAGCCCGGGGACUCCUGAAGAGGCGCGUGGAGACCAAGGAGCACCGCGAGGACCAGAUCCGCCUGCAGGAGGCUGAGCAGCGUGACUUCCGCAAGGUGCUGGGCAAGAAAGUCACCACAAAGAGCGUCUCCGAGGAGGACCUGAAGGAGAUCACGGCGGAACAGAUGGACUUCAGGGGCCAGCUCCAACCCAGAGGGGGCAAGCCCAAGACACUGUCUGAAGAUGAGAGGAAGGUCAACGCUCCCACGCAGGUGGACUUUAGAGAUGUGCUGGGGAAAAAAGGGGGCACCACCGCCACCUCCCCGAAACCAGGUACCGCUCCUACUGAGAAAGGAGAGCCUACAGAUUUCAGAUCGGUUCUGGCCAACAAGAAGAAUCAGACGAGCUUGGAGAAGAAUGGGGAGAGCCCUGCUCCAGAAGCAGCAACACCGAAAGCCCCUGCUGCCACUGAGAAGGAGAAGAACGCUAUCAACUGCGUGGCAGGUGGGAUUAUUGAUGAGAGUAACAACAUUGGAAAGGAGCCUUUGUUCAGUCAGAAGCUGAGUGAUAUGAGCGUGGUGGACGGGGCUUGCCUGAGGCUACAUUGCCAAGUGACCUGUGACCCCCCAGCUACUAUUACCUGGACUCUAGACGGGAAGGUCAUCAAGCCCUCCAAGUUCAUCAAGCUGUCCAACGAAGGAGGCCAGUGCUCCCUGACCAUCGACAAGGCCCUGCCCGAGGACGAGGGCCAGUACAAGUGCCGGGUGGAGAACUCGGCCGGUAAAGCAGAGUGUUCCUGCAUGGUGCUGGUGGAUGAUCCUACAGACACAAACUCGACAGCAGCUGACAAGAAGAGCAAGAAGCCAUCCAUCCCUACCUCCGAGAUAUGUGCUCCGUCAGAGGCUAGCCUACAAACUGGACUGGUGUUUCAAACUUGUGGUGAGGCAAGGAUAAAGAAACCGAAUACAAAGACUCCUUCCAAACAGGCUAUACCACCACAGAUUGUUCAGUUCCCAGAUGACAUGAAGAUCCUGGCAGGAGAGAAGGUGGAAAUUCUCUGUAAGUUUGGAGGAGCUCCUCCAAUCAAAUGCACCUGGCUCAAGUUCCGCAAACCAAUCCAAGAGGUCAAAGGUGAUUUAACCAUUGAAACCACUGAGUCCAACAGUAAACUGACCAUCGCUGACAGCCAGCAGGAGCACUGUGGCUGCUACACCGUAGAGUUGCGAAACAACUACGGCGUGAGACAGGCUGCUCUCAACCUCACCGUUGUUGACAAACCUGAUCCCCCUGCCCGUGUUCCAGCCGCCUCAGACAUCCGCCGCUCCACCCUCACGCUGUCAUGGUACGGCCCCACCUACGACGGGGGCAGCGCGGUCCAGUCUUACAACCUAGAGAUAUGGAAUUCUGUGGACAACGAGUGGAAGGAUCUGGUCUCCUGCAACAGCACCUUCUAUAAUGUUCACAAUCUGCUGGGUCAACGCCAGUACAAGUUCAGGGUGCGGGCUGUCAAUAUCUACGGUAUCGGCGAGCCCAGUGCAGAGUCUGAGCCUGUCACAAUGCUAGAGGAGGAUGUAGAGGAAAAGGAGGAGGUUGAGGAUGAUGAAGACAAGGAGCCAGACUACAGAGACGUGACUGUUAGAACAGAUGUUAAAGUCAAGGAUCUGUACGACGUGGAAGAGCGCCUCGGAACGGGGAAAUUCGGACAAGUAUUUAAACUUUUGGAGAAGGCAACGAAAAAGCAUUGGGCUGGAAAGUUUAUCAAAGCCUACUCUGCCAAAGAGAAAGAUAAUGUGAGACAAGAGAUUGCUAUAAUGAACUCCCUCCAUCACCCCAAACUUGUCCAGUGCAUUGAUGCCUUCGAGGGCAAGUCGGACAUCGUCAUGGUUUUGGAAAUGAUCUCUGGUGGGGAACUGUUUGAGCGUAUCAUCGAUGAAGACUUUGAGCUGACGGAGAGAGAGGUCAUCAGGUACAUGCUGCAAAUCGUGGAUGGGGUCCAUUACAUCCACAAGCAGGGCAUAGUCCAUCUGGACCUGAAGCCUGAGAAUAUCAUGUGUGUCAACAAGACUGGGAGCACCAUCAAACUCAUCGACUUUGGCCUCGCACGCAGACUAGAAAACUCUGGAACAUUGAAAGUUCUUUUUGGAACCCCUGAGUUUGUGGCCCCAGAAGUGAUCAACUAUGAAGCAAUCAGUUACCCAACAGACAUGUGGAGUAUAGGCGUCAUCUGCUACAUUCUCGUGAGUGGCCUGUCGCCGUUCAUGGGGGACAACGACAACGAGACCCUGUCCAACGUGACCUCGGCCACCUGGGACUUUGAAGACGACGCCUUCGAUGAGAUCUCAGACCACGCCAAAGACUUCAUCACCAUGCUGCUGAAGAAAGAUAUGAAGGCCAGACUAACAUGUGAUCGCUGCUAUGAACACCCAUGGCUAAAACAAGACACGGGCAAAAUGGAGGCCAAGAAGCUGUCCAAGGAAAGGAUGAAGAAAUACAUCCUCAGAAGGAAAUGGCAGAAAACGGGACAUGCAGUGCGGGCCAUAGGAAGACUGUCGUCCAUGGCGAUGUUGGCGGGCGUCAGUGCCAAGAAGGGCUCCCCUACCGAAGAGGACAACCAGUUCCUUGAGUUCCUGGAGUCUGAGGAGAGAACCCAGGUCAAGCCCACCUUCAGCUCCAUGAUAAAGGAUGUUGAGGUGGUAGAGGGGAGCGCAGCCAGAUUUGACUGCAAGAUUGAGGGCUACCCUGAUCCAGAGGUGGUGUGGUACAAAGACGAACAGCCCAUCAAGGAGACGCGCCACUACCAGAUUGAUUACGACGAAGAGGGCAACUGCAGCCUGGUGAUCUCUGAGGUGAACGGCGACGACGAUGCCAAAUACACCGUCAAGGCUGUCAACAGUCUGGGCGAGGCCACAUGCACAGCCGAACUCCUGGUGGAGGUGAUGGCGGAGGAGGAGGAGGAGGAAGAAGAGGAAUGAGUGGUACAACCAGUACAAAACAAACCGAUAUCCCCUGUUUUUAGCUUUUACUAUAUUUUUUAAUAGCUGUGUUGGUAAUACACUCCCCUUCUCUGACACACUCUGAAAUGGGAGAGAGGGAAUGGGCUUCAUUACCUUUUGCUAUGAUUAUGCACUUUCCUACUUAUCAGUUAUAGUAGAUAUCAGAUGUUGAUAUUUCUAACAUUACCUUGACAUUAACCGCAUUCCAGCUGUUUGUGUGUGAUCCAUUUAUUUGAUUUGCUAAAUUUACAGUCUCUACGGUUAUCUACGGUUUUCUCCCCUCAACCAAACAAACCCGAAGUCAGUGGCGUGUUUGUGGGUUGUUCCACCAAUUCGGUGCCUUAUGAGAAGUGUAACUUGGUCAACAUUUUUUAUUUUAUUUCACCAAAUGUUAACUUUGUCAUAGAGUGCACAUGUUCAACUUAAUAACAAACACAUUUUCCUAAGUGUAUAAGUGCCAAAUAAUGUAACACGGUUGACAAUUUCAUCUUAUAUCGGCCAUGAAUCCCCUAGUGGGGGAAUGGAUGUUUGUGUGCAAGCUUCACAAAAACAUGUUUAAUUGUUAAAACAUUUCUAGCCUGUCUAUCUAUGCGUAACAGAGUUGAUGUGUUAUGGCUGACCCGCUCAGUUUUUUUCCACCACAGGAGUAGAAACCAGCUCCCCUGCUUUUACACUAUGAUUUGAUUGUUAGAUGUUGAAUGUUUCUUUUGAAAAGAAUAUUUAAACAUGUUAUAGUUUCACCAUUAUUUGAACGAGUUCAGUUCACGUAACAAGGUUGACCCUUAAAAUGAGGGACAGACUUAAAGGAGUCACGAAUCACAUUGCAUAAAGGAUCCUCUUCACAUUUGGCUUUGUCAAAGCGGCAAAAUAACUAAGGCUUUACAAUGAUGGUGAAAUGUUGGGGUUAAGUGGGUUCAAAUGUUCCUAGAAGUCAGAGGGUGCACAUCAAAAUGCAGAAUUUAGCCACUUUAUUAGCAAGUUAUUAUUUAUAUUAAAAGUCUGUGAUUUGAAUUGUCCAUGUGGUCUGUUAAAGGGCACUUCAUUUAAUAUAACAAGGGUCAAUUCAAUAUUGGUGACCAAUUUCUACUUAUAUAAAAAGGCAAUAAUUUUGUGGAAUGACCCUUGUUUUAUCAGCAUUAUGGUAUUUGCAAUUACUUGGGCUUUUAGAAUGUUUUUAAAUUAUUUAAGCACAGUCUUGUUAUCAUAUUUGAGCAUCAGUUUUGUGAUUUUCCCUGCAAGCACGUGUCCACCAUUGUUACACAUUUGCAAUACUAAACAGACCAGUGAAUUAUCACACACAGAUUUUUAUUUUGUAUUCAGUUGUGUGUAGAUUAUAUUUCUUCAAUUUUUAUAAAUGUAUCAGUAUGAGAGAUUACAUGUAAUGAGAACACUACAAGUGUAGUUGCUCACGGUUACAAAAUAAAUUAUCACAAAAUCAA